AUGGCUGUUGACCUACAACACACUAGUGGCACUCAUGACUCAUCGUUUCCUUAUGAUUCGUUACUCCCCCCAUCAACGGUCAUUAAUCACUCCAACUACCUCAACUUUAACGGUUCAGAUUCAAAUCCACACUUCCUUAUUUCUCGUCAAAUUAGAUCGCAUACAUCUACAACUCCACUCUCUCAUGAACUAACCCAACAACACAUGGAGAUGUCUCUUCAACAAGACCACAGUUUCGCUUCCUCAUGCAUUGCUUCCGAGGAUUUGGAAUCGUUAAAGCCAUUGGAAACAUGUUGGUCUCAACAAUCAUCUCUCUGGUCACCGUUGUAUUCAAACCAAGGUAGUCCUGAAGGUUCUUUGUCUCCUACGGAACCUGCAAACAGCCAUGACUCUGAUUGCAACCACAUGGUUAACAUGCUUGAGAAGAUGAGAUUCGAAGAUAACGGAAGUUCGGAUUUCCAAACUGAUUUACAAACCCACGUUGGAGUUGGUUCAUCACAUGAAUAUCUGCUUAACCAACAAAUACGAGCUAAUCAAUUGUCUCGUCUCAGGCAAGAGCAGAUUCUGUCUUUAAAGCUAAAACUCAUUGCGUAUAGAGAAAAUCAUGGUUAUGUAUCAUCGCCGCAAUUUCAAAAGAAUGGUAAAGGAGUUGAUGUUGGAUAUGGGAUGGUUCAUUCGCAGCGGUCCGGUUCUCUGAACCGGGGCACCGGUUCUGAGAAGUUGCCGCGUUUUCAGGAAGCUACCGGUUCAAAAGGCCCAUCAUGUGGGACAGGUGUUUUCUUGCCACGUGGUGGUGUCAGUACUACGUUUGAGUCACAGAGUAAAAGACCAGGUAAAGGUUGUUCAACUGUUCUUAUACCAGAGAGAGUAGUACAAGCUUUGCAACUCCACUUUGAACAAAUUGCUGCCACGUCUGGACCUAAAUCUCCUGCCUUCCCUCCCCUACAUGAUGUUUUAGUGAGUACAAAUAGGGAUGGGAUGUAUUCACUACAGAAACGCCAAUCACGGAAGAAACAAACACAAGUUCAGAAUGAGAUGAUUCUGCCACGGGAGUGGACUUACUGA
Lathyrus sativus (Indian pea) is the source of this 1065-nucleotide messenger RNA. The record is from the annotation of a GenBank genome assembly. NCBI's taxonomy places the organism in Eukaryota, Viridiplantae, Streptophyta, Magnoliopsida, Fabales, Fabaceae.